ACGGUUUCAGCAAUCAUCGACGCAUGCGCUGUUAUAGAAAUGAUAGUAGCAAUUACGUCAGCUACAUAUUGCUGUUGCUGUUCACAAAUGUUACCAGGCAACCAACAAAAUGUUGUCAUAUUUAACCCAGUACAAGAACGAGUAGUACAUGCCGUGACACAGUUACAUGGACCCCCUGUAAAUCAAUACGGAGUAUUAAUGCCACAAGGAUAUCAGCAGCAACAUUUUAUGCCGAACACAAAGGUACAAAUAAUGACCCAGCAGUCUCCUUGUCAAAUGUUGCCGCCAGUGAUGCAAGGACCACGUAUUCAACAUCAGAAUGGAAUGACAAAUGUGAACUUAAAUCAGCAACCAGCGUAUCUGCAGCCGAAAUUAGGACAGCAACAAAAUCAAGGGGUCGAAAGUCAGCAGCAAAUUUAACAUGUUUGACUAGCA
This is a messenger RNA of Mytilus trossulus (common blue mussel), 435 nucleotides long. RefSeq lists its product as uncharacterized. The transcript is spliced from 2 exons. Lineage: Eukaryota; Metazoa; Mollusca; Bivalvia; Mytilida; Mytilidae. The coding region runs from base 40 to 420 and encodes 126 amino acids. The record is from RefSeq and is a predicted model, not a curated record.